GGGCUAGGGGGAGAAAGCAAGCAGGGAAGAGAGACCAGGAGGAGGUGGUGAGAGGAGCGACAUUUGAGUAAGGAGCUGAAGGAGGUGAGGGAAGAUGUUCCAGGUGGCAGGCACAGCUUGUGCAAAGGCCCUGAGGCAGGUCUGGGCCUGGCGUAUAUGAAGUGCAGCGAGGAGGCUCGUGUGGCUGGAGCAGAGGGAGGAUGAGGAGAGAGGGAGGAUGGAGGGCAGGGAGGGGACAGGCAGCUCCUGGGGGCCUGGAGGACAGCAGGGAGGCCUCAGGCCUCCUCCUGGAGGAAGGUGGAGCCUGGGGGACUGCGGGCAGAGGAAAGACCGGAUGUGGCUCAGGUUAUACCAAGGUGACCAUCCUCCCCACCUCCUAGGGUUGUUGCAAGGACGAAUAGGUGCGCCUGGCAGAGAGUGAGCGCUGGCACACGCUCAGCUGUCCCCGCCCCUAAUUAUCCAUCAUCCUUGUUGUUCCCGCGCACGCCGGGCGGCCCAGGGGAGCGCGCAGCUGGCCCCGGCAGGGCUCGGACACCUGGGGCCCGGCCCCUCCCCGCACCCCGCGGUGUCGCCUUGCCGGGCUGCUCGUGUUCCCGGAUCCCCUUACCCGGGCGGCUCGGCUGUCGCGCCCUGGGCCGGGGGAGGGGAGGCUGCAGGAAGCGGCGGAUCCGGCGGCGGCUGCGACGGCGGCCCGGGUGGCCGAGCGCCUCAGGCCAUGGAGAGCGCAGCUGCCCGCGAGCCCCGGGGGGCCGAGGCCCCGCGCCCGUCCGCGCCCCCGCCCUCGCCAGCGGAGCCCCCCGCCGCGCCCCGCGCCCGCCCGCGCCUCGUCUUCCGCACGCAGCUGGCGCACGGCAGCCCCACGGGCAAGAUCGAGGGCUUCACCAACGUCCGCGAGCUCUACGCCAAGAUCGCCGAGGCCUUCGGGAUCGCGCCCACCGAGAUCCUGUUCUGCACCCUGAACAGCCACAAAGUGGACAUGCAGAAGCUCCUGGGCGGCCAGAUCGGGCUGGAGGACUUCAUCUUUGCCCACGUGCGCGGCGAGACGAAGGAGGUGGAGGUCACCAAGACGGAGGACGCGCUGGGACUGACCAUCACGGACAACGGGGCGGGCUACGCCUUCAUCAAGAGGAUCAAAGAGGGCAGCAUCAUCAACCGCAUCGAGGCCGUGUGCGUGGGUGACAGCAUCGAGGCCAUCAACGACCACUCCAUCGUGGGCUGCCGCCACUAUGAGGUGGCCAAGAUGCUCCGGGAGCUGCCCAAGGCCCAGCCCUUCACCCUGCGCCUGGUGCAGCCUAAGAGAGCCUUUGAUAUGAUCGGCCAGAGGAGCCGCGGCAGCAAGUGCCCUGUGGAAGGAAAGGUGACCAGCGGGAGGGAGACCCUGCGGCUGCGUUCGGGGGGCGCCGCCACGGUGGAGGAGGUGCCCGGUGAAUUCGAAGAGGAGGCGACACGGAGGGUGGACGACCUGCUGGAGAGUUACAUGGGCAUCCGGGACCCAGAGCUGGGUAAGGGGCCAGGCGUCCACGAUGGUGGAGACGUCCAAGAAGACGGCGAGCGUCCAGGAGUUUGCGCGCCUUUUAGACUCCGUCUUGGGCGAGUUCGCCUUCCCGGACGAGUUCGUGGUGGAGGUGUGGGCCGCCAUCGGCGAGGCCAGGGACGCCUGUGGCUAGGCUGCCCCGGAGCGGCGCGCAGCCCCAGCCCGGAGCCCGGACCCCCGCCCCAGCCCCCACCCGAGAGCCAGCCCUGCUCCAGAGCCAGGCUCAGCUCUGAGAGCCAGCCCCAACCCGAGAGCCAGCCCAGCUCCAGAACCCAGCCCUGUUCCCAAACCCAGCCCUCCUCUAGAAUCCAGGACAGCUCUGAGGCUAAGCUGAGCUCUGACACCAAGUCCAGUUCUGGAACCCAGACAAGUUUUAAGACCCAACCCAGCUCUCCGACCAAGCCCCGCCAUAAAGCUCCACCCAACUCUGGAACGCAAGACAACUCCGUGACACAGCCACACCUGGACACCCAGUCUAGCUCAGGAACGCCAGUCAGUUCUGGGACCCAGGCGAGACUCCAGAAACAGCCCAGCUACAGAAGCCACGCCAGCUCAGGACUCAAAGACGUCUCCCCGAGGCAAGCCCAUGCACGGAGCCAGCCCAGCUCAGGAACUGAGAGGCGCGCUGCAGCUCCGUCCAGAUCGAGACCCCAGCCCUGCUCUGAAACCCUGCGACACUCCAGUACAUACCCCCAUCCCGGGGCCCAGUCCGGCUCCAGUGCCGAAUCCAGCUCAGAGACUGAGCCCAGCCCUAGACCCCAGCUCAGUGCCACAACCAGGCCCAUCUCCAGAAUUCAGACAAGCUCUGGAACCCCAUCCAUCUCCGAAGCAACGCCCGCCUCCAGAACUCAGCUUGAUGCUGAGCCCCACUCUCACCACAGAACGCAGACCAGCUCUAGAAUGCUGUCCAACUCCGGGACCCAGACCGACUUCAGGGCCUGGCCAAGGGCCAGAACUCAGUCCAGCUCAGGCACUCCACCCAGCUCCAGAACCCAGCUCACUUCUGGAGCACAGACUGGCUCUGAAAUCCCAGCCGGCUCCAAAAUGCGGUCAGUGGCAGAGACCCAGGUAAGUUCUGGAAUCCAGGCAAACUCUGGAAUCCAAUCUAGCCCUGGGACCCAGACCAAUGCAGCAACGGACUUAGUCUCUAGAACUCUGUCCAGCUCCGAUAGCAGACCCAGCUCCAGGAUCCAGCCCUGCCCAGGAGCUCAACCAACCUCUGAGACCCAGCUCAUCUUGAAAACCCUGACGAGUUCUAGAUACCAGCUCCAGGCCACAAGCCAAGGCAGCUCUGGUAUUGAGCUGGACUUUGGAAAACAGACCAGCUCUGGAGCUCAGCUCAUCUCUAGAGCCCAGCCCAGCUCUGGGACCCAGGCCAGUGCAAGAAUUCAGCCCAGCUCUGGAGCCCAGGUCAGCUCCAGAACCCCGCCCAGCUCCAGGAUUCAGUUCAGCUCUGAGACCCAGCCCAGGUCAAGAAUACAGCUCAGCUCUGGAGCCCACCUUAGUUCCAGAACCCAGCCUAUUUCUGGAACCCAACCCAGCUCCGGAACUCAGACCAGUUCUGGAACUCAGUUCAGCUCUGAGACCCAGCCCAGCUCUGAAACCCAGACCAGCACAAGAAUUCAGCCUAGCUCUGGAGGCCAGCUCGGCUCCAGAACCCAGCCCACCUCCAGGAUUCAGCUCAGCUUUGAGACCCAGCCCAACUCUGAAACCCAAACCAGGUCAAAAGUUCAGCCCGGCUCUGGAGCCCACCUCAGUUCCAGAACCCCGCCUAUUUCUGGAACUCACCCCAGCUCCAGAACCCGGACCAGCUCAAGAAUCCAGCUCAGCUCUGGAAACGGGCUCCGUCUGCAGACCCCUGAGCUUGACUCUAGAACCCAACCUGAGCCCACUCCCCCAGCCCGACCUCAGCCCCCAGGCCCACCACCCGGAGGCCCGGCUCCGGUCCCUAGCAAAGUCUCUCGGCCUCAGCCCCAGCCCCAUGAUCUGGUACAUGGAACCCAGGCCGACACUGGCCGGGGCCGAAGCCCACCAGCUUCCCACCUGGCCCCCCCACCACAGGCCCCCUCAGCCCCCCAGAAACCAGCCCUCUCCCCUAAGCCUCAGCUGGGACUCGGGAAGUCCACGUCACCCCUCAUAUUUAGUCCUGCCCCCAGGGCAGCCCUGCUGUGUUCCCGGCCCUCUGGACCCCCAGCUCGGGGGCCGGCCCCCUCCCCCAGCUUCCCCGUGCUCAGGGGGGCAGGGCCCCUCCCCCAUCACAGGGGGCCGUAGCUUGGGCGUGACCUAGUUUUGGCAUCCGUGGCGCCCACCUCUGCUCCCCUCCUCCCAGCCCUGGUCCCCCAGAAGCAGCAGGUGACCUCGUUCUCCCAAGGCGGGGGUGGGGAGGGGGGCAGGGUGGAAACAGGUGUUUCGGUUUCACUGGGACCUGGCUCCGGCAGGUGUAAGCAGAUCCCAGCUCUGCGGAGGGGAAAGAGGGGCGGGGGGGGUCCCUUCUCGUGUACCCCGAGGGCUGGCGGGGAAUAAAGGCACCUCCACCCCCUGCAGCCGGUGUGUCGUGUUGGGGGGAGAGCACAGCAGGGGGAGGGCACGAGGGUGGGGGGCGGGGCUGCCAUGGUCGCCAUGACAACACCGGAUGCUUCUUAAGCGCCUCCCACGUGCCAGGCGCCUCACGAGGUGCUCACUGCGCGUGCGCUCGUCGUCUGGGGGCAUCAGCGGGGUCUUUGCGCAGCGCCCCCCGGGAACCCGCCCGGCGACGACCCCGAGACCGGAGGCGGGAGGCGCCGGGACCCGCCCAUCCUCUCGCGCC
Equus quagga is the source of this 4340-nucleotide messenger RNA. RefSeq names its product GIPC PDZ domain containing family member 3 (gene GIPC3). NCBI's taxonomy places the organism in Eukaryota, Metazoa, Chordata, Mammalia, Perissodactyla, Equidae. The transcript is spliced from 6 exons. Gene Ontology annotation, molecular function: protein binding. The record is from RefSeq and is a predicted model, not a curated record. The coding region runs from base 716 to 3805 and encodes 1029 amino acids.